AGAACAAUCAGGAGCCUUGGCGGGAGAGAAAUAGUUUUCCAAGAAACAAUCGUCCCAGGGAUGACUAUAAACAAGGUAACUGGAAUAACAAUAAAACCAAUUACCAAAAUACCAAUACACCCUACGUCCCACCUCAUAACCGCCAACCUCCGCAAGAAGACUCCUUGGCAAGGAUGGAGAAGAUGAUGAUGGAGUACAUGCAGAAGAUGAACAAUCUAGCAGAUGAUAUGAAGGAACGUGACAAGACACGGGAUAGUCAACUCCAACAAGUGUUUAAACAACUUGGAGUUAGAGAACAGGGGAACCUCCCAGCUACCACUGAACCAAACCCACGGGAGCAACUUCAGGCAAUAACUUUGAGAAGUGGUAAAGAGCUUCAAGGCCCAGAAGUCAAAGUCAAUAUAGAUGAAGUACCCGUGGGUACCUCUAAAGGAACAACCCCGCAAAAGAAAACUGAAUCCACGCCCCAAGGGGCGGGAAAGGAAGAAACCUCUUCUAGCCAGACCCUACCAACCAAGCAAGCUCAGCUAAACACUAUCCCUUUUCCUACUAGGGUGAAAAAGAACAAAGAUGAAAAGGCUUUCCAGAAGUUUCUCGAUGUCAUUGGCCAAGUUGAGGUCAAAAUACCUUUGGUAGAUGUGUUAACUGAAAUGCCCAAAUAUGACCCAGCUGAGUUCUGCAACUCAGUAAAAGUCAUAAAAGAUAAAGGGUCUGUAGAAGAUCUCCUAAGCCUAGAAAUUGCUUUUCAAGAACCUAAGUGUGAGGAGAUGCCUCACAGACCAGCAUACCCGACUGCUACGCGUGCCGAUGUUCACCUGGUGGGUUCUGGACCCAUCCAGCGCUUUGAGAUGUGGGGUCGUCACCGCUCAUUGACGGAAUCUGUGUACUUAUCCUCGGCAGCUCUCGCCGAUUACGGAUACGCUGAAGAGAUGGAGCAGCUGUUACAAGGGACUAGGUGGCAUCGCCUCUUCAUGAUGCGGAGCGAGUCUAGCCUGCCACUGACGAUCGAGUUCCUGUGCUCUCUAGAGUUGGAGCCAUCUACAGGAUCGAGUUCGGAGGAGACAUCGACGCCAGAAUUCGAGGCCGCACCGUACCUUCUCCCUGCAGACAUUGAUCCCGCUGACUUUUGGGCAGAACAUUCUUCAGAUCCAGACCGCUUUGAGGGCAUGGGCCGAGCCAGGUUUUGGAUUCAGCCGACUUGGCGAAUCCUAUCUUUUGUGCUUUCGUCAUCUUUCUUUGGGAGGCCGUUGAACACAGAUCGGGUAUACCCCGAUGAUUUGAUUGUCUUCUGGAGCCUGCACACACGCCAGGAGGUGAAUGUGGCUGUCUUUGUGGCCCGAUUUCUCUACAGUCAGUCCAUGGGGAAUCGGACGCACAUUGUCUGUGGUUUCGUAGUCACCAUACUCUUCCGAUCACUCGAGGGAUCGGCACCCAUUCCACGAGCUCAGAUGAUGAUGCGAGAUUUGGAUGCCGGCAUGCUGAGGAAUGCCCACAUUCGUAGGAGGUUGGGAGCUGGCUCUACCGAGAGCAACGCCGCCUCCUCAUCUGCGCCCUCGACAUCAGGAGCAUCUUCGCAGGUCUCGUCUAGGAGGGCCACUCACCGCCGACCCACUCCUCAGGCCACCCCAGCUACGACCCAGGCUGAUCCGACCCCUGAAUGGGCUAGGAGGAUCCUGGAGCAGCAGGAUACCAUCCUGCAGAGGAUGUCCGAAAUCGGACAGCAGCAGGCAUCCCAGGCUGAGAACUUUGCUCAGCUUCGAAGGACCUUUACUAGCUUUUACUCGGAUGUGCACAUCGGGCUCACCCCUCGUUCUCCUGAGGGCAACGAUCCAUCCACCUCAGUUCCUCCUCCUUCGUGAUCUUCAUAUUAUUUUCUUUUGAAAACUUUUAUUUCUUUUCGUUAUGAGCAGGAAUUGAUGAUCAACUGGAUUUGUUGGAACUUC
Molecule: messenger RNA, 1943 nt
Organism: Cuscuta campestris
Lineage: Eukaryota; Viridiplantae; Streptophyta; Magnoliopsida; Solanales; Convolvulaceae
Source: the annotation of a GenBank genome assembly